AUGGCCAAGAAGCGGAUUGCAGUGAUUGGAGCUGGAACUAGUGGGCUGGGUGCCAUCAAAUGCUGCUUGGAGGAAGAUUUGGAGCCCACCUGUUUUGAAAGAAAUGAUGAUAUUGGAGGUCUCUGGAAAUUUCAAAAAAAUACUUCAGAGAAAAUACCUAGCAUCUACAAAUCUGUGACCAUCAAUACUUCCAAGGAGAUGAUGUGCUUCAGUGACUUCCCUAUACCUGAUCAUUUUCCCAACUACAUGCACAACUCCAAAGUUAUGGACUACUUUAAGAUGUAUGCCAAACACUUUGACCUCUUGAGCUACAUCCGUUUUAAGACCGAAGUGAGGAGUGUUAGAAAGCAUCCAGAUUUUUCUCUCAGUGGACAAUGGGAUGUUAUUGUUGAGAGUGAUGGGAAACAGGAGACUUUGGUCUUUGAUGGGAUCUUGGUGUGCAGUGGGCAUCACACAAACCCUUCCUUACCACUUCAGUCAUUCCCAGGCAUUGAAAAAUUUAAAGGCUAUUAUUUUCACAGUCGGGAAUACAAAAGUCCUGAGGAGUUUUCAGAAAAGAGAAUCAUUGUGGUUGGCAUUGGGAAUUCUGGAGUGGAUAUUGCCGUGGAGCUCAGUCAUGUAGCCAAACAGGUAUUUCUCAGUACUAGGCGAGGAUCAUGGAUCUUACAUCGUGUUUGGGAUAAUGGGUAUCCCAUGGAUAGUUUACUUUUCACUCGGUUCAAUACUUUCCUCAAGAAGAUAAUAACUACCGCCUCAACAAAUAACCACCUAGAAAAGAUCCUGAACUCACGAUUCAAUCACGCACUCUACGGCCUGCAGCCUCAGCACAGAUUUUUAAGUCAGCACCCAACUAUCAGUGAUGACCUGCCAAACCACAUCAUUUCUGGGAAAGUCCAAGUGAAACCCAACGUGACAGAGUUCACAGAAACAGAUGCCAUUUUUGAUGAUGGCACGGUCGAAGAGAAUAUCGAUGUUGUUAUCUUUGCCACAGGAUAUAGUUUCUCUUUUCCUUUCCUGGAUGAUUUGGUCAAGGUUAGCAAUAACGAAGUGUCCCUGUAUAAGCUUAUGUUCCCACCUGACUUGGAGAAGCCGACCCUGGCCAUCAUCGGUCUUAUCCAGCCUCUGGGCAUCGUCCUCCCUAUUGCAGAACUCCAGUCGCGCUGGGCUGUGCGCGUGUUCAAAGGGCUCAGCAAUUUGCCCUCAAUGAAGACCAUGAUGGCAGACAUUGCCCAGAGGAAAAGAGACAUGGAAAAAAGGUAUGUGAAGACACCACGCCACACCAUCCAGGUGGAUCACAUUGAAUACAUGGAUGAGAUCGCCGCCCUGGCGGGGGUGAAGCCCAACCUGCUAUUGCUCUUUCUCUCAGAUCCAAAGCUAGCCAUGGAGGUUUUCUUCGGCCCCUGCACCCCAUACCAGUACCGCCUACAGGGGCCAGGGAAAUGGGACGGGGCCCGGAGAGCCAUUCUGACCCAGAGAGAACGGAUCAUCAAGCCCCUGAAGACUCGAGUUACUAGUGGGGUCUGCCAGUCAUCCUCACAGCACUUUGUGAGAAAGUUGGUGCCACUUGGCCUGGCAUUUCUGGCUGCUGCCUUAAUAUAUUUCAGAUAUAUUCAUCAGCACAAACAGGAAUGA
Molecule: messenger RNA, 1632 nt
Organism: Lepus europaeus (European hare)
Lineage: Eukaryota; Metazoa; Chordata; Mammalia; Lagomorpha; Leporidae
Product: flavin-containing monooxygenase 5-like
Exons: 8
Coding region: 1-1632 (543 amino acids)
Molecular function (GO): NADP binding; N,N-dimethylaniline monooxygenase activity; flavin adenine dinucleotide binding
Source: RefSeq, a predicted model, not a curated record